GACGCGGUGACACCAACCUGAAUAAUAGUGUUGCUGUUGUACAACAUUUGAACGGCAUUUCAGAGCCGGUUUGGUGACAAUGGAUGCCAGAAGGACCUCUACCAUCUCAACUGGAAUAUUUACUGAUCUAAACGGAUCAUGGAACUGGACAUUUUUGAUGGUUGUUUUGCUGAGUUUUGCAACAGGCUCGGUAAACGCAGUAUCAAAUUGCACAUUGGAAUGCACAGCUUCUUGUGAUCCAGGCCACAGCUUUGAUGUCACUACCAGUGUAUGUGUGAUAUGCAGCACAGGAUAUUACUGUGGAGGAGGUUCAAAUUCUUCUGAAGCAUGUUCAGCAGGGACCUACAAUCAAAACGUUGGAUCAUCAUCAAUUGCAGAUUGUGUGUCUUGCCCAAGUGGGAGCUACAGUCUUGAUGCAGCAGGUUCUUGUACGGUCUGCCCAAGUGGGUAUUCAUGCACUGUGACUGGCACAACAACAGCUUGUAUAGCACCAGAGUAUUCACUGGAUGGGGAAAUGUCAUGCAGCACCUGCCCAUCUGGGUCAUAUUGCCCAAAUGUGAAUGAAGGACCAAAGAGCUGCAGUAAUGGUUCGAUUCCUGACAGCUCCAAGACUGGUUGUGAUAACUGCUUGGCAGGGACUUACUCCAACGCUGGGGAUCCCUCAUGCUCGGACUGCCUAGCUGGGUACUAUAGCCUAGAGGGGGCUGGGGUGUGUACUGUCUGCCCAACAGGUAAAGUAUUACUGGACAGAGGUACUUAUACCAGUGUAGAUGGACAGGCAUCAUGCACUGCCUGUACGGAGGGCUACUACUGUGACUCUACAUCAGAAACAGCUUGCGAUCCUGGAAAGUACAGCUCAGCCAACGCGACAUCAUGUGUGAAGUGCCCUCAAGGGUUUAGCUGUGCUGGGGGUUCUGCUCCUGUUGAUUGUCUGGCAGGAACUUAUGCUGUGUUGGGUAGCUCCAGCUGUGAGCCAUGUAGCAUGGGACAUUACUGCCCUGCCGACCGAAGUGGGGAGCAAAUACCAUGCGCUUCUGGUAACUUUGCUAAUGAGACUGGUUUGGUGGUAUGCUUCACGUGUCGAGCUGGGUAUAGCUGUUCAGCGACUGAAGAGACGGCUUGCGAUCCUGGAAAAUAUAGCUCAGCCAACUCCACAUCGUGUAUCAAAUGUCCGGAAGGGUAUAGCUGUUCUGGUGGUGCUGCCCCGGUUGAUUGUUUAGCAGGAACGUUUGCUGUCUUGGGUAGCUCAAGCUGUGAGCCAUGUAGCAUGGGACAUUACUGCCCUGCCAACCAAAGUGGGGAGCAAAUACCAUGCGCUUCUGGUGACUUUGCCAACGAAACUGGUUUGGUGGUAUGCUUCACGUGUCGAGCUGGGUAUAGCUGUUCGGCAACUGAAGAAACGGCAUGUGAGUCGGGGAUGUACAGCGAGAGUGGGGCUACCAGUUGUUUACAGUGCCCGGGAGGAUAUUCCUGCACUGGUACCCUGCCUCCUGUGCAAUGCCUGGCUGGGACUUAUGCUCGUAAUGGCAGCAGUAGCUGUGAGGAUUGUGAGGUUGGAUUUUACUGUGAGACUGCGGGAACUGUUGAGCCUGUCCAGUGUGCAGAGGGAUUCUUCUCUGAUUCACCGGGAGCUGAUAGCUGCAUAGAAUGCACUGCAGGGCACUACUGCACUCGUACCACCGAGACACCAUGCAAUGCAUCUUUCUACAGCUAUGCAAGGGCAACAUCCUGCCUGCUCUGCGACGGUGGGUUUGAGUGUGCUGGCACCACAGCGCCUGCAGAAUGCACAGCAGGUACUUACGCUCGUAACGGUAGCAGUAGCUGCAGCAACUGUGACGUGGGAUCUUACUGUCUGACCAAUGGGAUGAGUGAACCGACACCCUGCCCUCAAGGUAGCUAUCAGGGCUCCGUCGGUCAACAAGCUUGCUCUCCUUGCACUGCAGGCUACUACUGCACAUCUACAACCCAAACUUCUUGCGACCCCGGAACCUACAGUCUCGCCGAGGCGACAUCCUGUGACCCCUGCCCUGCUGGGUUCUCCUGUGCGGGUGGCGCAGUCCCUGUGGAGUGUCUGGCUGGGAGUUAUGCCCCCGUUGGAAGUGACUCUUGUGAGCCGUGCGGGAUUGGUUUAUACUGUCCCUUCAAUGGUACCACACAGCAGAUCAAUUGUACAGAAGGUACUUAUGCAAAUGAGACCGGUUCCCAGCUAUGCACUGACUGUGAGGCAGGGUAUAAGUGCACCAGUCCACACCUGUCUCCCAUGAUAUGCUCUAGAGGGAGUUACAGCGAACAGGGCUGGACAGAAUGCAGAGCUUGUGUUGACGGUGAAUACGCAGAUGCGUUAGGUUCAACAUCGUGUACCUCCUGUACAGCGGGUCAUUCUUGCAGCAGUACCUCGGCGUCACCCCAACCCUGUACACCAGGAAAAUAUAGCACCGGAUCAGCUAAGUAUUGCAGCUCUUGUCCUGAUGGGAGCUAUAGUGAUUCCAGCAUGGCGGCAUCCUGUGAUCUUUGCCCAGCUGGUCACGCUUGCUUGGAUACAAGCUCAGCUCCAACAGCAUGUAAUAGCGGAUACUACUCACUAGGUAACACUACCAUGUGCACCCUGUGUCCAGCUGGCUACGAAUGUCCCUCCACAACUUCUUCACCAGCGCAGUGUAAUGCUGGAUUCUAUGCAGCAGACGGGAGCACGAGCUGUCAAUCAUGUGAUGUGGGGUUCUACUGCCCAGAAGCAGGGCUCUCUGCUCAAAUCAGCUGUGAAGAAGGGAAGUUCUCCAACACUACCAUGGCGUCUGAUUGUAUCCUUUGCCCGGCUGGUUGGGAAUGCGCUGACCGAUCCUCUACACCUGUUGCCUGCGAUCCGGGGUUCUAUUCCCUCGGUGGUAACUCCAGCUGUACUGUCUGCCCUGCUGGUCACAUGUGUCCCACCAAGGAUCAAUUGCCCACAAUGUGUAACUCCGGGGAGUAUGCAGCAGCAAGCAGUCAAUCCUGCACCAGUUGCCCCGAGGGCAAGUACUGUGCUGAUCCACCACCUGCCCUACCAGCCGACUGCCCUACUGGCUGGUUUACUGAUACACCAGGCAGGACUAACUGCACAGAAUGCCCAAUGGGUGAGUUAUAA
Messenger RNA from Asterias rubens (European starfish), 3121 nucleotides. RefSeq names its product multiple epidermal growth factor-like domains protein 10. Lineage: Eukaryota; Metazoa; Echinodermata; Asteroidea; Forcipulatida; Asteriidae. The record is from RefSeq and is a predicted model, not a curated record. Bases 80 to 3121 code for a protein of 1013 amino acids. The transcript has 12 exons.